Messenger RNA from Trichoderma atroviride IMI 206040, 1283 nucleotides. RefSeq lists its product as uncharacterized. The record is from RefSeq and is a predicted model, not a curated record. NCBI's taxonomy places the organism in Eukaryota, Fungi, Ascomycota, Sordariomycetes, Hypocreales, Hypocreaceae. Gene Ontology annotation, molecular function: 4-hydroxy-tetrahydrodipicolinate synthase activity.
GGCUUGUGGAACGAAACAACUCUCUUUGUGUCUUUCUCUCUCAACUUUGUCCAUCCACACUACCGUCAUCACCUUGCUGUUCUCACCACAUCAACACAAGUAAGAGAAUCACAGCCAAUAAAUAAACGCCAUGUCUCCUUCUGCGGAUUCCUCUGCUGCGGCGGCUCAGGUUGAUCGUCCCUCACGACCUCUCAUUAAGGGAAUCUACGUGCCCACUGUAGCCUUUUUCGACAGCGAGACAGAUGAGCUGGACAUUAAGACGGUAUCACGGCACGCCGUCCGUCUUGCAAAGGCUGGUGUGUCUGGCCUUGCCGUCCAGGGAUCCAACGGUGAAGCAGUCCACCUGGCUUUGGACGAGCGCUCAGCCAUCACGCGGACCACCAGAGCUGCUCUCGAUGCCGCGGGCUUCACAUCCAUGCCCCUGAUUGUCGGCUGCGGCGCCCAGUCCAUCAUCGAGGCCGUGAAGCUAUGCCGCGACGCAGCGGCCAAUGGCGGCGACUACGCGCUGGUGCUGCCCCCGAGCUACUACGCCGGUCUGUUUGAUAGCUCGACGGUCGAGAGCUACUUUGUCGGCGUGGCUGAUGCCUCGCCCAUCCCCAUCAUCAUCUACAACUACCCCGGCGCCACGCCCGGCAUCGACAUCAACUCGGACACGCUGGUCCGUCUGAGCCGCCACGCCAACAUCGUGGGCUGCAAGUUCACCUGCGGCAACACGGGCAAGCUGGGCCGCGUGGCUGCUGCGGUCAAGGCCUCGGGCGAGAACUUCCAGUGCUUCGCCGGCAGCUCUGACUUCUUGCUGGCGUCCAUGGCCGCCGGCGCCGUUGGAGUCAUUGGCGGCCUGGCCAACGUCUCGCCCCGAGCCAAUGUGCGACUCUUCAAGCUUGCAGAGGCUGGUCCCGAGAAGGCGGCCGAGGCUACAGCGCUUCAAUCUGUUCUGGGUGCGGGAGACUGGGUUGCGAUCCAGACGGGCGUUGUUGGCGUCAAGGCAGCGCUUCAGGCGUACUUUGGAUAUGGAGGAUUUGCCCGAAGGCCGCUGCCGAGGCCAGACGAUGUCAAGGUCAAGGGCAUUGCGGACGGCAUGAAGGAGAUGAUGGAUGUGGAAAAUGCGCUGCCUGAUGUUGCGUAAAAUGGCGGAUGAAGGAGGUAGAAAGAAAGAAUGAGGGGCUUCGGCCUCGAUGACGACUUGCUGCAUUUGGAAUAUCACGAGGCGUAUAUACACAUUUAUGUUAUGGGAUACACGAAUUUACUGUAUUUGGUGUUACAAUGCAAUGCUUUGACUCUUA